Messenger RNA from Sebastes umbrosus (honeycomb rockfish), 3324 nucleotides. It is a transcript of the gene ighmbp2, whose product is annotated as immunoglobulin mu DNA binding protein 2. Gene Ontology annotation, molecular function: zinc ion binding; DNA binding; RNA binding. The transcript has 16 exons. The coding region runs from base 263 to 3253 and encodes 996 amino acids. NCBI's taxonomy places the organism in Eukaryota, Metazoa, Chordata, Actinopteri, Perciformes, Sebastidae. The record is from RefSeq and is a predicted model, not a curated record.
UCUUUUAGCCGGUUCGUUCGUGACCGACACAUCACUAGAGUGAAGCGACGUCAUCUGGGAGCCGUUAGGUGGCGGUGUAGCAGCUAGCAGCUAACCAGCUAGCACCAUAGAAGAAGACUCACUAGAUCAGUCAAACAAACUCACCUGUGCAACGGUAGAGAUUAACAAGAUACUUCCAGGUUGUUUCGCAUGAAUAAACACGAUCUGUUAUCUCUCUAGCUGUCUCUUCAGACGUUAACCUCACUGACAUCACCGGUGAGUGAUGGCGGUGGAACAAUUUGUGUCAAAGACACUCGAACUUCUACAGGAGGAGAGGGAGGCUGAAAUAGAGGAGACCAGGAUAUGGCGGGAGAACGUCUCUCUGAAGGAUCUUCAAAAUAAAGGAGUUUGCCUGCUGAAAUUGCAGAUAGCAAGUCAGUCCACUGGCCUGUACGGUCGUACGGUCGUCGUCCUCGAGCCAAGAAAAUAUCUUGGUUUCACAUCUCUGCCAAGCAACAGCUUUGGACCUGGGGACAUAGUUGGCUUGUAUGACACUGGCGGAUGCAGCGAAGCCUCACAGAUAGGCACAGGAAUAGUGACGAGGGUGAGCCAAGCUUCUGUAAGUGUGGCCUUUGACGAUUCCAACGAUGGCCUCAGCUUUGAUACAGAUGCGCUUCACAACCUCUUAAAGUUGGCAAAUGACGUCACCUACAAACGAAUGAAGAAGGCCUUGAAUACAUUAAAUGGAUACGGCAAUGGACCAGCUGCCAAUUUGAUAAAUGUUCUUUUUGGAGAUUCAAAACCUUCUUCUCAAUCACAGCCAAAUGAAGUUGAAUUCUUUAACUCGAACCUGGAUGAUUCCCAGAGAGAAGCUGUGUCCUUUACUCUGUCUCAGAGAGAACUGGCUGUGAUUCACGGACCACCAGGCACUGGGAAAACCACCACAGUAGUGGAGAUCAUCCUGCAAGCAGUCAAACGAGGCCAAAAGGUCCUGUGCUGUGCACCCUCUAACGUGGCUGUGGAUAAUUUAGUGGAGAGGUUAGCCCGGUGCAAGGCAAAGGUCCUGAGGCUGGGUCACCCUGCCAGACUGCUGGAGUCCAUACAGAAACAUUCACUAGAUGCCAUCCUCGCGCAGAGUGACAACGCAAACAUCAUCGCUGACAUCCGUAACGACAUCGAUAAAGCAUUUAUCGGAAUGAAAAAGAUGCGUGAAAAAGGAGAGCGGGGGAACUUCAAAAGGGAAAUAGGGGAGCUUAGAAAAGAGCUGAAAACAAGGGAAGCAACAGCCAUCGCCCAGAUCCUAAAAAGGGCUGAUGUUGUGUUAUCAACCAACACGGGUGCUGGUGACUCCGGCCCUCUGAAGUUCCUGCCGGCAGAGCAUUUUGAUUGGGUGGUGAUAGACGAGUGCGCUCAGGCUCUGGAGAGCAGCUGCUGGAUCGCCCUGCUCAGAGCGCGCAAGUGUAUUCUGGCUGGAGACUACAAACAGUUACCACCUACUAUCAAAUCUCAAAGGGCUGCAUCAAAAGGCUUGUCUCUCAGUCUCAUGGAGAGACUCAUCCAGAUGUAUGGCGACUCAGUGGUCCGUAUGCUAACAGUUCAGUACCGCAUGAACAGUGCCAUCAUGGAGUGGGCCUCCAAAGAGAUGUACCAGGGAAAACUAACCGCCCACAGCUCUGUAGAGAGACACUUGUUAAAAGAUCUACCAGGUGUCGCCUGUGUUGAAGAAACCAGCACGCCACUUCUUCUUAUCGACACUGCAGGCUGCGGUCUGAGUGAGAUGGAGGUCGCAGAUGAGCAGUCCAAAGGCAAUCGGGGUGAGGUAGACAUUGUUGAACUGCACAUAAAGGCGUUGACUGAAGCCGGGAUUAAAGCUAAAGACAUCGCUGUUAUUGCUCCGUACAAUCUACAAGUUGAUCUUCUGCGUCAGAAACUUUCUGCGAGGCACCCGGAGCUGGAGAUAAAGUCAGUGGAUGGAUUUCAGGGUAGAGAGAAAGAGGCUGUGGUGUUGUCGUUAGUUCGGUCCAACAGAAAGGGGGAAGUUGGAUUUCUGUCCGAAGACAGAAGGAUUAAUGUGGCUGUUACACGUGCGAGACGUCACAUCGCUGUUGUGUGCGACACCCAGACUGUCCAGAAUCACGCUUUCCUGAAGUCCCUGAUCGACCAUAUGACUGAGUUUGGUGAGGUCAGAACAGCAUUUGAGUACAUCCAAGACAUCGUGCCACAGAACUACACCCGCGACCACAAAGAUACAAAGGCUAGCGCGUCUUCCAGCAGCUCCACUUCCACCAAACAGAAGGUUAAAGAUCAGCCUCCCAGCAGGGCGAAGCAACAACUAAAGACUACCACUGGUAGCAGCAGCAAUACUGCACAUACUGCUGGUACAGAGAAACACACAAAGUCCUGCAUAACAACACUGACAGAGGAAGAGCAGAAGAAGAACAGAUGUGCUGAAAUCAGAGCGCAGGUGGAGAGCUUUCUAAAGGACUUAAAUCAGAGUGAACUACAGUUCCCAUCAUCGUUUAACUCUCAUGACCGCCUGCUGGUGCACCAGAUCGCUGAGGAGCUGGGCCUCGUGCAUGAGAGUAAAGGUGAGGGGAAAGACAGGUGUAUCACUGUCGCCAGGCCCCUGGUGUCAACACCAGCUGAGGAGCCAACACAAGAAGAAGAAGAAGAAGACGCUCAGGAAGAAGAAACAGUCUUCAAUCCCCAAAGAGAGCCACUGCAUCAACCUUCAGUAGACUUGAAAAGUUUACAUUUGGAGCGAAUGAAGAGGGAGCAGCAGAAGAGGGAAGAAAAUGCUCAACAAAAAAAGCAACAGAACAACAUCCCCCAAGCUCAGGCCCAGUCAUCAAAGAAGCCCAAGUCUGCUAAAGGAAAGAACCGAAUGAAGCCAGGCGCCUGCGGUAUUGCUGCUGCCGCCGCUCCAGAUGAUGACUUUGACACACUCAUCAACGCGGUCGUGAAGGCCGACAGCGUGUGCAGUUUUGUCAAGUGUAAAGCUUCUGUGUUGAUGCUUGGACAGCUUUGCAUGUUCUGCAACAGGCAGUAUUGUCUCAGUCAUCAUAUACCUGAGGUUCACGGCUGUGGAGAUAAAGCCAAGUCUCAUGCUCGGAUGAGAAUAAGCAAAGAAGGCGUUCUUUAUGCCGGGAGUGGGAAGAAAGACAAAUCCAUGGACCCCAAUAAGAAAGCCUAUCUGCAAAGGAAACUGGACUCUAAACUGAAAGAUAUGUCAUCACAGAGGAAACCAAAAAAAGACCAAGAGAAUGACAGAUAAUGAAACCAAAUCAACUCUAUAAAUUAACAUAACUGACUUUGUUCUGAACAAGAUUAAACGAUUCAAAUGUU